This is a messenger RNA of Aspergillus homomorphus CBS 101889, 1611 nucleotides long. RefSeq names its product basic secretory family protein. The transcript has a single exon. The record is from RefSeq and is a predicted model, not a curated record. Bases 485 to 1498 code for a protein of 337 amino acids. Lineage: Eukaryota; Fungi; Ascomycota; Eurotiomycetes; Eurotiales; Aspergillaceae.
AGCGAAUCCAGAGCAUCUUGUCACUUGUCUAUAUUAUAAGUCCAGGUUUUGUAACUGGUCGUCGAUCGAUCACUGCAGCCACUCCACCGGAUCGCCGCGCCGGCGGUGGAUCGGGCCUUUUUGGUGGCAGACGCGCCGACACUUGGACCAGCUGCGAUGUCACCGCCGGGCAAAGCCUGGGGCACAGCCAACCACAAGCAGGGUGCAAUUCUCCCGGUGUUGUCUCUCGUCUUCAAGUGGAACCGACUUGAUUCAUCCUCAACAGCGCAGAACAACAGUAAUCAGUAAUGAUUGGUGGAUCCCGUCAUGACCAUGCGGCAUGCAACCUUGUGUCUGCAUGCAGGUAGGUUAUCAGUGCUGACAGACUAGAACGGCGCCAAUGCCUUGCUAUAUCUUAUGAUCAACGUCCACAGCGUCCUCUUCAACCUCCGACCUCAUUGACUUACAAGUGUGAUACGCAGACUGCCAUACAAUCCAACCCAGCAUGGCUUCCUCAACACCACGACCACAACCCACCACCCUCCCAUUCAACCUCACCAAACCCGACACCAACACUACGACCAACACCACGACCACCACAAACCCCCAAACCAUCCCCCACCUCCCAACCCCAAAACUCCUCCUCCAAAUCCACGACCUCCGCAACCCCGCCUCAACAACCUUCCUCACCCUCAUCCCAAACCUAGCCAGCACCCUCGAAACCGCCCUAACAACGAUCCUCCAAACGCUCUACACCAAGCCAACACCACCUUCCUCCCCCUCAACUCCAACCCCCACCCAAACCCCAAUCCAAAACCACAACCGAAUAACCUUCACCCCAACCCUCCCGCCAACCCGCUCAAUAACCACCCACCUCCGCCAAAUCCCAGGCGUAGCCUACACAACAGGCACAGACCUAGACGCAGACCACAAAGAGAUCCACCUCUCGCUAUCAUACAUAGCAAGCUGCACGACGCGGUACGCGGACCCGCGGGCGGAGCUCGUCGGGAUGCUCACCCACGAGCUCGUGCACUGCUACCAACACACGCGUCCACAGAACAAAGAAACCCAAACCCCUGAUCCGCCGGGGGGUCUGAUCGAGGGGAUCGCGGACUUCGUGCGGCUGAGGGCUGGACUGGCGCCCCCGCACUGGACGCGGCCCCGGGGCGCGGAAGAACGGGCUGGGAAGUGGGAUCAGGGGUAUCAGCAUACGGCGUAUUUCUUGGAUUGGUUGGAGGAGGUUCGUAUCGGGACAGGGGCGGUGGGGUUGGUGAAUGAUCGGUUGUUGAGGGUUGGGUAUGUGGGUGAGGGGGAGGGGGAGGGGGAUGAUGGUGAGGAUGAACAAGUACAAAACGGUGAUGCUGAAGGUGAGAGCUUCUGGAAGGGGUUGUUUGGCGUCGGGGUCGAGGAGUUGUGGGAGGAGUAUGGUCGGUGGUUGGACACUCCUGCAGGGAAGGUUGAUGAAGAGACGAAAACCCCAGGAAAUGGAAACUGGGAGGGUGAGAUUGUGAAUCCUUGAUGUGGACUCUCGAUGGGCACGUUUGGUUGCAGGCACUUGAGUUGGAGGGUUUCUCGUCGAUAAGGCAUCCGAUAAGAUAGCAGACAUGACUGGAGAGUAAACCUAUUGAAUCC